This is a messenger RNA of Polyodon spathula (Mississippi paddlefish), 608 nucleotides long. RefSeq names its product meiosis expressed gene 1 protein homolog. Bases 125 to 406 code for a protein of 93 amino acids. Gene Ontology annotation, cellular component: nucleus. The transcript is spliced from 3 exons. NCBI's taxonomy places the organism in Eukaryota, Metazoa, Chordata, Actinopteri, Acipenseriformes, Polyodontidae. The record is from RefSeq and is a predicted model, not a curated record.
UAGGAGACCAUUGUACAACGGCGUCAUAAUAACCGUAAAAAGCUUUCUGUUCGGGCAAAAAUAAUUUGGUGUGUUUCUUCAAACUGAACUGAAAACAAAGUAAGAAUUAUCUUUUAGAAAAAAAAUGUCUUUUGAUGCCCAAGGUGAUGCUGGUUCAAAACCAAAAUCUGUAAGCCGUGCAAAACAGUGGACUGAUGAGGUGGAAAAUCUCUACAGAUUUCAACAGGCUGGCUACAGAGAUGAAUUAGAAUACAAACAAGUGAAACAAGUGGAUUUGGUUGAUCGUUGGCCAGAAACAGGAUUUGUGAAGAAACUCCAACGGCGAGACAACACUUUCUACUACUACAACAGAAAAAGAGAAUGUGAAGAUAAAGAAGUCAAUAAAGUGAAAAUGUAUGCUUAUUAAAUACAAAUAUUGACCUUUUUUAAAAUAUAUUUAAAGGUACAAUGUACAAUUUGGGAAAAUUAAAUCUAAUUUUAGAAUGUUUUUUUUUUUUUUUUUUGGAAGUAUUAUUUGUACAAAACUUUUGGAAACAAAGCUGCCUUUUAGAAACAUGGAAGUGCUAGAAACACAGAAAUCCAUUUACACCCAAGUAAUAAUAAUAAUA